Alternaria burnsii is the source of this 1179-nucleotide messenger RNA. Its product is annotated as methylthioribose-1-phosphate isomerase. The coding region runs from base 1 to 1179 and encodes 392 amino acids. The record is from RefSeq and is a predicted model, not a curated record. The transcript is spliced from 2 exons. NCBI's taxonomy places the organism in Eukaryota, Fungi, Ascomycota, Dothideomycetes, Pleosporales, Pleosporaceae. Gene Ontology annotation, molecular function: S-methyl-5-thioribose-1-phosphate isomerase activity.
AUGGUACUCCAAGCUAUCAAAUACUCGCGCGGCCAGCUCGAGAUUCUCGACCAGCUGAAACUACCCCACGCUGAAGAAUAUGAUGGCAUCUACUCCAGCACUGAUGCAUGGCACGCAAUCAAGGAUAUGCGAACGCGAGGAGCGCCAGCUAUCGCCAUAGUCGCUGCUCUCGCUCUCGCAGUUGAGCUCACAAACACGAAGCUUUCUUCAGUAGCAGAAGAAGUCAAGAUUUUCAUUACAGAAAAACUGGACUACCUGGUAACGAGCAGACCAACUGCCGUCAACCUUGCAGACGCAGCUAGCAAGCUUCGAAAAAUUACCGAGGAAGCUGCUGCGAGUGAGGGAGCAAGUGGAGAAGCCGUGAGAGGAGCAUAUGUUGCCGCUGCCGAGAAAAUGUUGGUCGACGACGUGAGCGACAAUGAGAAUAUCGGCAAGCAUGGCGCGGAGUGGAUAAUGAAAAAUACGGAGGCAGGAAAGACGGGACCUGUGAGCAUGAUGACACACUGCAACACCGGAUCUCUCGCAACUGCAGGAUAUGGUACAGCGCUUGGAGUGAUCCGAUCUCUACAUGCCAAUGGAUCGUUGAAGCACGCCUUCUGCUCUGAAACGCGACCAUACAACCAAGGCUCCAGACUGACAGCAUUUGAGCUGGUCCACGACAAGAUACCGGCAACUCUCAUCACAGACUCCAUGGCCGCAGCGCUGCUCCGACUACGGGGUGGAAGCGAGAAUAUUGCGGGUAUCGUGGUUGGUGCUGAUCGGGUGGCCGCAAAUGGUGAUACUGCCAACAAGAUUGGAACCUAUUCAUUAGCCAUUCUUGCAAAGCACCACGGCGUCAAGUUCCUGGUUGCAGCACCGAGGACUACUAUUGACCUGAAGACCGAAUCGGGGUCAGACAUCGUCAUCGAAGAACGCCCCGGGAAGGAAGUGACGCUCGUCAAAGGACCGAGACACGAUGGAGUCACGCUAGAUCUUGGUGUUGUUGAGACUAUCAGUAUUGCAGCCAACGGUAUCGGUGUAUGGAACCCAGCUUUUGACGUCACACCUGCAGAACUUAUUGAUGGUAUUAUCACCGAGAUAGGUGUGGUUGAGAAGGACAGCAAUGGUGUGUUCCAUUUGGAUGAAGUCUUUAGAAUGGAGGGUUCCGAAGUAAAGCCCUCGACUGUCGGUGGCUUGUGA